Molecule: messenger RNA, 3514 nt
Organism: Leucoraja erinaceus (little skate)
Lineage: Eukaryota; Metazoa; Chordata; Chondrichthyes; Rajiformes; Rajidae
Gene: pms2
Product: PMS1 homolog 2, mismatch repair system component
Exons: 15
Coding region: 147-2720 (857 amino acids)
Biological process (GO): mismatch repair
Cellular component (GO): MutLalpha complex
Molecular function (GO): ATP binding; ATP hydrolysis activity; ATP-dependent DNA damage sensor activity
Source: RefSeq, a predicted model, not a curated record
UGCGGGGGUGAGAGGACUACAAUUCCCAGCGGGCAGUGCGUCAACCGUUGGCGGUCCGGCGCAGCUCCUCGAGUAUCUUUGGUCCGGCGGCUUGAAGCGGCGCGCGAUCGGUGGUGAGCCCGGGAGUCGCGUUAGUCACAGAGGCGAUGGAAGCCUGCUUGGAGCCUGCAAGAGCGAUCAAGGCAAUUGACCGGAAGUCAGUGCACCAGAUUUGUUCAGGGCAAGUCGUGCUAAGUCUCUGCACUGCUGUAAAAGAACUGGUGGAAAAUAGCAUAGACGCUGGAGCUACUAACAUUGAGAUUAGAUUGAAAGAAUUCGGAGCAGACUUGAUUGAAGUAUCGGAUAAUGGAGAUGGAGUGGAGGAGAAAAACUUCAAAGGACUAACAUUGAAGCACUACACAUCCAAGUUACAAGAUUUCUCUGACCUUUUGCAUGUGGAGACAUUUGGAUUUAGAGGAGAAGCCUUAAGCUCCUUAUGUGCUCUGAGCAACCUGUCAAUUGUGACUUGCCACAAGACUGCCAAAGUUGGAACCCGCCUGCUAUAUGACAACGAUGGGCAUAUCAGCCAAAAGAUGCCACAGCCUCGACAGCAAGGGAUGACUGUAAAUGUUCAGCAGCUGUUUAAUACACUUCCGGUCAGACACAAAGAGUUUUUGCGACAUAUUAAGAAGGAGUACAGCAAAAUGGUGCAGGUGCUCCAGGCUUAUUGCAUCAUCUCCACAGGGAUACGGAUCUCCUGCACAAAUCAGGUUGGACAAGGAAAGAAAAACCCUGUCAUUUCCACAAGUGGCUGCUCCUCAUUAAAGGAGAACAUAAGUGCUGUAUUUGGAGCAAAACAGGUAAAGAGUCUUGUCCCUUUUGUUCAACUACCUCCCAGUGAAGCAAUUUGUGAAGAUUAUGGAAUUAACCCUGCUAACAUUCCCGAAAAACUUUACACGAUCACAGGUUUUGUGUCUCGUAGCGAUCAUGGAGUUGGUCGCAGUUCGACUGAUCGACAGUUUUUCUUCAUCAAUCAACGACCGUGUGAUCCAAUAAAGAUUUCAAAGCUUGUAAAUGAAGUAUAUCACAUGUACAAUAGACAUCAAUACCCAUUUGUUGCCCUGAAUAUCUGUGUUGAUUCUGAGUGUGUUGAUGUCAAUGUCACACCAGACAAAAGGCAAAUUCUUCUUCAGGAAGAAAAGCUCCUUCUUGCAAUCCUGAAAACAUCGCUUGUUCAGAUGUACAAUUCUGAUGUCAACAAGCUCAAUGUUAAUCAGAAGUUUCAUCAGAUGACAGUUUUAGACGCCUCUGAGAAAGCUCCCCAGGCAGUAGGUUCGGAGCCCUUUAUUCACGACGAACAGGAAGCUGCUCCUGUGCAUUCAGAGAGGAAUAUAAGUAUUGCCAGAUUACGUGAGUCGUUCUCCCUACAGCAGUCCUUGUCCUGCAGAUCAAAGUGCAGCGACAAGCAGGGUCUGCCACUGCAAAGGAAGCUGCAUGCGUUUUUGACCAGUUGUAAGCGGAGCAGCGCUCAAUGUGGCUCCCAUGACGAGUUGCCACCCAGAACCCCCGACCAUUUGGAGAGAGACUGCAAAAGUUCUGAGAGUGAAACAGAUUCUGGAAAAGGCAGCACACCAUACUCGUUGAUUGGAAGUAGCACAUCAGAAGAUAACACUCCAGCCAAAUCUAGCGUCUCCUCUGACAGUGCAGCUAGCUCGCCCAUUGCACUGCUGAAUUUUGCAGAAGCUCAGAAAAGAGAUGAUGAGCUGAAAACUGUAGCAACAAUCUGUGAUGUGCUUAUGUCAGAGUGCACAGAGAGAGCUAGUUCAACCGGAAGUUGCAGCCAACCGCUGGAGUUUUCCCAUUUAUAUGAUAACUCUUUCCAGGGUCCAAAACGCUCCAAGGUUGAAGGGCUGUGUUUAGGUGUUGGUUUGUCUUUGGGUCUCGGACCUUCUGAGAAAUUGGAUGUUGAUAGACCAGUAGAAAUUAGUAAAAAGACUGUGGAGUUCCCAUUUUCCAUGAGCUGCCUUGCUGAAAAGAUGAAGCUGAUCGGUAUGCAGCAAACGCAGCAGGAAGAGGCUCAGAGACGUAGGCGAUUCCGUGCCCAGAUUAAUCCUGGAGACAAUCAAGCAGCAGAAGAGGAACUCCGAAAAGAGAUCAGCAAAGACAUGUUUGCAACCAUGGAGGUUCUUGGCCAGUUUAACCUGGGAUUUAUUAUUGCCAAGCAUGGAUCGGACUUGUUCAUUGUCGACCAGCAUGCCACUGAUGAGAAGUACAACUUUGAGAUGCUGCAACAGCUCACCGUUCUCCAAGGUCAAAAGCUGAUAGCACCGCAAAAUCUUUAUUUAACAGCAGUGAAUGAAACUAUACUGAUGGAAAACAUGGACAUCUUCAAAAAGAAUGGAUUUGAAUUUAUUAUAAACGAGGAAGCACCUCCCACAGAGAGAGUGAGACUGGUUUCUUUGCCAAUGAGCAAGAACUGGACGUUUGGUGCACAAGAUAUCGAGGAGCUGAUUUUCAUGUUGAGCGAUAGCCCAGGUGUCAUGUGUCGGCCCUCCAGAGUGAGACAAAUGUUUGCUUCCAGAGCCUGCAGGAAAUCAGUGAUGAUUGGGACUGCGCUUACUGUCAAUGAGAUGAAGAAGUUGGUUACGCACAUGGGUGAGAUAGAACAUCCCUGGAACUGUCCGCAUGGACGCCCAACCAUGAGACAUCUAAUUAACCUGGACAUGAUAUCUGGGGAAUGAUUGAUUGUACUUAGACCAUGUCUAUCAAACAUUGAGUUAUAGAAUAGCUACAUUGGUGCUUGCUGUUCAAUCUGCAUUUCUAUAAAGGAGAAUGCUAAAGGAAUCAGCAUCAAACAGGGUCUCAACGACAUUAUAUGUUGAGAGAGGUAUCACUGAUACACUACUAUGGUAGGAACCUGGCUAAGUUGGAAACUGCUGCCCUCACUACUGUUGUUGGCUGAGUAGUACAGACAUUAGUGUGGAGAUCAGGCCUACAUUCUGGCCAGCGGGGUGGGUCUGGGUGUUGUGGGACUGAGCCCCACCAUUGAGCACGAGGCAUCUGUACUCUUCAUCCCGGCUUGCUCAUCACUAGUCCUCACAGGCAGCCUCCUAACAUCAAGCCAUGAAGGGAUUCCUUGCUGUGGUGUGUUAGCAAAGGCAUAGGGAUUGGUAUAAGAGUCGGGAGGGUAGGUGUUUGUGGCAGCUUCCCACUGCAGUAAAGAGGAUGGGUAUCAGCAUCAGCUUUCCAGCCUAGCAGCUCACGACUUGAGCAGGUGUCUUUUUAAAUGCAACAGGAUGCUAUCUGUGAGUGUUCAGACUGGAAGACCAAAACGCUAUAAUGCUCAGCAGAAUAGCGUUAAGUGGGGUACCAGAACAUAUUAUUCUCAAAGUUGGAGCAUCAAACUCAAUUGUAUUGUACAGUAGCAAAUUACCCUCUUUUUGGAAUAACAUUGUAAAAGGUUUAUCAAUAUUUUAGUAAUGGAAAUGCCAAAUACCUGUUUCAUUUCUAUUAAAAUUUUAAUUUAAAACAAAAU